Messenger RNA from Girardinichthys multiradiatus, 1671 nucleotides. RefSeq names its product YJU2 splicing factor homolog B (gene yju2b). NCBI's taxonomy places the organism in Eukaryota, Metazoa, Chordata, Actinopteri, Cyprinodontiformes, Goodeidae. Gene Ontology annotation, cellular component: U2-type spliceosomal complex; post-mRNA release spliceosomal complex. The transcript has 10 exons. Gene Ontology annotation, biological process: mRNA splicing, via spliceosome. Bases 164 to 1363 code for a protein of 399 amino acids. The record is from RefSeq and is a predicted model, not a curated record.
CUCUUUCCUGACGAACGCCGGUACUUCCUGUAAGGCUUCUUAAUGUGACGCAACAUCCAAUAGGACCCGGAAGUUACGUUGGCCUCUGACGUUUGUUGUUUUUUUUUGUUAGCAGUGCUGCUAAAACACAACUUGAGCAAAGUGCUGAUCUUCAGUCGUCAAUAUGGGUGAAAGAAAAGGAACAAACAAAUACUACCCUCCGGAUUUUGAUCCAGCCAAGCAUGGCUCCCUCAAUGGCUAUCAUAAAACUCAUGCCCUGCGGGAAAGGGCAAGGAAACUGUCGCAGGGUAUCCUCAUUAUCAGGUUUGAAAUGCCCUAUAACAUCUGGUGUGACGGCUGCAAGAAUCACAUUGGCAUGGGGGUUCGUUACAAUGCUGAGAAGAAGAAAGUGGGGAACUACUACACCACGCCAAUCUAUAGGUUCAGGAUGAAGUGUCACCUGUGUAUAAACUACAUUGAGAUGCAGACAGAUCCUGCAACAUGCGACUAUGUGAUAGUCAGUGGAGCACGCAGGAAAGAGGAGCGCUGGGACAUGGCCGAAAACGAGCAGAUCCUGACCACAGAACGGACAGAGAAGGAAAAGCUAGAGACAGAUGCCAUGUACAAGCUGGACCAUGGUGGAAAAGACAAAGAGAAGCUCACAAAGGCUCUCCCUUCUCUGUCUGAAAUCCAGGACUACCAGGCAGGGUGGAAGGAUGACUUUCAGCUUAACAGCGCCCUCCGCAGGAAGUUCAGAGACGAGAAGAAAGUUCUGGCCGAGCAGGAGGAGAAAGAUAAUGCUGUAAGGAUGAGGGCAAACUUAUCCAUACCGCUCCUGCCAGAGAAAGAGGAGGACAAAAAGCUGGCUGGACUACUAACUUACCAGACACCUGACACUUAUGAGGACAAACAGCACACCAAGAGGAAAGAGAUCGCCUCUCGUUCGUGGUUUAAUUUGUCCUCCACGCCAGCAGGGGGCGCUGCGGGUAGUCUACUCCAUAAGCUAAGCUUGCAGGGGAAAGAAGCAGCUGUGGCCAAAGCCCUGGGUUCCUCACAGAGCCCAAUAAUUCGCAGACGCUCGAGCGGAUCUGGAGUUAAAAAUGAACAGUGCGGCACAGCAACCCAUGGAAAGUCUAAGCGCAACGCUUGUGAACUAGUAAUAAAGACAGAGGAGGCCCAAUGUGUAGAAUCAACACAUGGAGAAGAGGAAGUAGCAGUGAAAAAUGACCGUAGUUCUAAUGAGCUGUUAGGAAAAAUUGUAAAGGAAACAGAUCAAAGACUGACUGAUACAGUGGACUGUGGGAAGGAGAAAGAAAGAAACAAAUGUUCUGUAGGAGUCACAUCUUUGGUUGCCGACUACAGCGACUCAGAUUCUGACUCUUGACUUUGAGGCUGGCUAAUAACCAAAAGGGGACUUUUAUUGUUUCCGGAGAGGAGAAGAAUGUAAAUGCUUAAAAACUGAGGGGAUCUGCUGUAACAUUUUACUUUUCUCUUGCAUUAUUAAUAAUAGUAUUUUUUUGAGACACAAUAUCCUCUGAAAUGAAAGUUUUAACCUGGGUCAUCAGCUCAAUGCAUUUUUCAUUUGUGAAUGUUUACAUGUCAUAUCUGUCUGAGAAAGAUUCAAACAUUGUUAAAUUAGAUUUUUCUCUUUGAAGUGCCACGUUAUCUGGUAUUAAAACUGGUAGAAAUUUG